UUGAAUGUGUCAUAAUAUAUUUCACAAGUCACAUAUAGCUUGGAUUACGCUUUUAGUCGUAGAAGUUAUUAUUAGGAGUCAACGCUAAGAAAUAAGUCUUAAAGUAAUGUUACGAAUAUGUUUCAAAAAUGCUAUUAUCAUUGUUCUGAUUCUUCAGUGCUCAAUUUCAAAAGGCGAAGAUCAAUUUUCGAAACCCGAUUUGGCUCCGUCUACAAAUGAUAGUGUAGAGCAACCAUCUCAACCAUUAUUUUCAUCCCCCGAACCAGUAAUGUCGAACCGGAACAUCGUUAAUAUUUGCGACAACAAUUUGUGGAAAAUUGCUUGCUCAGUUUAUGAAAGAACCGCAAGUACCGAGCUUCUUGUUUCACAUUCCAUGUUUUGCUUCGGUUCAUCCUCAUUCAGUUACAGUUCAACAACAUUGAACACCAUGUGUGAAUCAAUAAAAGAGUCUACAAAUAUGUAUAACAACUACUUGUGGAUAGGAUCUUGUGCGGUUUAUAAGGAAACGUCAUCCUCACAACUUCUUGUCGCACAUACUAUGUCCGCUUUCCGAUUAAAUUCAUUUUCAUAUGAUUCAAUCACAUUGAACGCUAUCUGUGAUGCAAAUGGACCAUCACCGGUGACAAGUGCCAAUAUUUGUGAUACUACAUGGACAACUGCUUGUGCAAUUCACCAACGGACAUUUGACGCACGGCCUCUUGUUUCAUAUGCAAUGAGAGCGUUUAAUUUGGGUUCAUUCUCAUACAAUGAAAAUACAUUGAACAUUAUGUGCAAAUCAGGAAUUUUUGAACAUUUAAAUGAAAAUUGUCAUAAUUCAUGGAAAGUUGCUUGUGCACUUUAUGAGGAAACAAAUAAUUCAAAUGUUCUUGUUUCACAUAUAAUGUCGACGUACCAACUGAAUUCAUUUUCACAUAGUGAAAACACGUUGAAAACUAUUUGUAAUUCAAUAAUUGAAACUAUUGAAACGAAUGCUGCCGUUCCAGUAAAAAGAAUGACAUUUUGCCUAUUGACUAUGGUUGUACUAUUACCCCUUUUUCUGAUGAGGGAAUAUAUUGGUUAGUGAUAUAAGUAACAU
Bradysia coprophila is the source of this 1075-nucleotide messenger RNA. RefSeq lists its product as uncharacterized. The record is from RefSeq and is a predicted model, not a curated record. Lineage: Eukaryota; Metazoa; Arthropoda; Insecta; Diptera; Sciaridae.